This is a messenger RNA of Necator americanus (New World hookworm), 279 nucleotides long. RefSeq lists its product as uncharacterized. Bases 1 to 279 code for a protein of 92 amino acids. The record is from RefSeq and is a predicted model, not a curated record. The transcript has a single exon. Lineage: Eukaryota; Metazoa; Nematoda; Chromadorea; Rhabditida; Ancylostomatidae.
AUGCUGAGCGAAGACAGGAUUCGCACCUCAUCUCGUCGUGAGAUGGAAAUCAUUACGAAGAGGUUCUACUCGAACCUUUUCGGUUCAUCAACUCCUGUGUCAAGCUCGAUUACCCCCACUGGUGAAGCUCCACCACGGAUUCUCCCUUCGGAAGUACGAGUCGCUAUCAAGAGCAUGAAACCUGGCGCAGCCCCCGGACCUGAUUUUAUAUCAGUAGACUUUCUUCGGGCUGGUGGCCAUCCACUUCAUGUAAUCUUAGCAGCGCACAUGACUUCCUAA